This is a messenger RNA of Prunus mume (Japanese apricot), 2888 nucleotides long. RefSeq names its product putative protein S-acyltransferase 19. The record is from RefSeq and is a predicted model, not a curated record. Gene Ontology annotation, cellular component: endoplasmic reticulum; Golgi apparatus. NCBI's taxonomy places the organism in Eukaryota, Viridiplantae, Streptophyta, Magnoliopsida, Rosales, Rosaceae. Gene Ontology annotation, biological process: peptidyl-L-cysteine S-palmitoylation; protein targeting to membrane. Gene Ontology annotation, molecular function: protein-cysteine S-palmitoyltransferase activity.
UUUUCCUUUUCCUUUUCUGUUUGUCAGUUUCAACAUUUUAUUCUUUUGUUUUUUUGUUAAUAUUUGUAUUAUCUGUGAGUGGUGGCAAAUUGAGAGCAACAGGUACCGUUAAAGUAAAUUCUUACUUUCUUUUUGGGGUUCCUCAAAAUUCAUUUUUAUUUUUGGCUUUUGGGUUACAGAGAGGGAACACUCUUCUCUGAAAAGCUCUCCCCUUUUCUUGUAUUUCUAGUCUUCUUCCACUCUCUAGUUUGGGAGUGCUAGGGUUUUUGGUUUGCUUUGGGCGGUGGGUUUGGUCUGAAUUGGGAAGUUAUGGUGAGAAAACAUGGAUGGCAACUACCUGCUCACACCUUCCAGGUUGUCGCUAUUACCGUAUUCUGCUUGUUAGUGGUUGCGUUCUAUGCUUUCUUCGCGCCUUUCCUUGGAGGCCGUAUCUGGGAAUAUGUUUUGAUUGGAAGUUACUCUCCAGUGGCACUGCUUGUCUUCAUUCUUUACGUUCGAUGCACUGCAAUAAAUCCUGCAGAUCCUGGCAUUAUGUCCAAGUUUGACAAUGAAGCAACAAAUAGUAUCAAUCCAAAUCAUAGGUUAUCGGCAAAAGACUUGCCUAGAAAAUUUGAUGAAACCACCACUGGGCAUUCUUCUCCAUCAUCAGUUUCCAGAAGUUCUUUAGCAGGAGCUAACUCUAGUAGGAAAGGCUCAGUAGGAGAACUAGGGGGUGUAAAUAUUGUAGCAGAACCCACAACCAGGAAAUGUUGCAUAGGUGGAAUCUUCUGUGCAUUGUUUGUACAUGAAGACUGCCGCAAACAACAGGAAGGUGCAGCUGAGAGUCAAGGUGGUGAGGAUGCUUUGUUCUGCACAUUGUGCAAUGCUGAGGUCCGCAAGUUCAGCAAGCACUGUAGAAGUUGUGAUAAGUGUGUGGAUGGCUUUGAUCACCACUGUCGGUGGCUGAACAAUUGCGUGGGACACAAAAAUUAUGUGACUUUUAUCUGUUUGAUGGCCACCAGUCUUGUUUGGCUUGUCAUUGAAGCUGGAGUUGGUAUUGCUGUCCUUGUGCGCUGCUUUGUUAAUAAGAGAAGCAUGGAGGCAGAAAUUAUUGAUAGACUUGGAAAUGGUUUCACUCGUCCCCCGUUUGCAACAGUUGUGACUGUAUGUACAGCAGUUUCUGUGCUGGCAUGUGUUCCACUUUGUGAACUAUUCUUCUUCCACAUGAUACUAAUUAGGAAGGGUAUUACAACCUAUGAAUAUGUUGUGGCAAUGCGAGUCAUGAGUGAGGAACGUGGACAAUAUGUAGAUGAGGCUUUCAAUAAUUUCGCGAACUCUUUUCGGAAUUCCCCAACAGGAUCUGCUACAACUGGCUUGAGUGGUGGGAGUUCUUUAGGUCUGCAGUACAAGGGUGCAUGGUGUACCCCUCCAAGAGUAUUUGUGGAUUAUCAGGAAGAAGUUGUACCACAUUUGGAGCCUGGAAUGGUCCCAUCAACUAUUGACCCGGAUGCAACUGGAAUUACAGAAAGAGAGCAGAAAGGUCCUAAAAGGCCUGUUCGCAUUAGUGCUUGGCAGCUUGCAAAGUUGGAUUCCAGUGAGGCCAUGAGAGCAGCAGCCAAAGCCAGGGCAUCAUCCUCUGUUCUACGACCACUUGAUAAACCUGACCUUGAACUUAGCUCAAGUGGCAAUAUGAGUGUGAGAAGUAGUGUAAGCACUGACACAGGGGCAAAUAAAGAGAUUAAGAACGAGUUGAGGUUGUCAAGAAAUUCCUUUGCUCCAAGUCAAGGUAGCCGAGAUGAGUAUGAAACUGGGACUCAAAGCAUAAGUAGCUUCAGUAGUCCAAGUCAUGUUCAUGAAGCAGUCACACUUAGCCCUCUACCACAGGGAGGUCUGGGACGUUUUAGUGCAGCCACUUCAGUCCCCAGCUUAGUUCCUGACCGUCCAUUAACUUCCAAGGCAACAUUGCCUAAUGUCAGCUUGGGAUUUGAUGAAAAGAUUAUGCAGAGGGGAGGUACUACUGAUCCAUUGCUGCUGUCAGCUCCAGCUUCUUCUCUUUUCAGAGAUGUCAGAAGGACAUCCGUUGUUUGGGACCAAGAAGCAGGGAGGUAUGUCUCAGUUCCUGUAUCAGCUUCUGAAGCUCGAAACAGGUUAUCCACACAAACAGGUUUUUCAAAUCCUAAUGCAGAAACAAGCAGUUAUAGUAGAAGGCCAGUUAUUCCGCCACAGGAACCUUCAUCUUCUGCAGUGAAGACUCCAGUGCAACAAACAGAAAAACUGAUGUACACAGGGGAUUCUAUAUUCUUUGGCGGCCCGCUUUUGAGUGCACCAGUUAGGGAAAAUUUGAAAAAUGAAAGGGAUUUGGGUUCAAGAGAGGGCCAAGAGAGGGUGGGACUGAACUUGCCUAGGGAGUCUAGAUUCAGACGAGAUUCUGCCUCGAACCAGCUUCCUGUGUUUGUCCCAGGGGGUUUUGAGAGCAACCCUUCUUUUGGUUCCGGUUUGAAGUAGGGUUACAUUUAUGGGCUGAAAAUUCUGACAAAUGCAUGUAAAUUUCUUCCUCCUCUUGCCAGGAUUGUGUAUUGGAGGAAUGUGCAAGUCUGAAACCAGUGAUGGGAGCGAAGCUUGAUCCCUUCGACCUGACUGCUUGAAAUUGUUACAAACAGAGUUCUCUUACAGGGUUGGAGCAGUUUCUUUGAUGAAAUUCCGAUUUAACGUAUCGGCAUUAGCUGAGGUUUGUGAAUGAGGCGAUCUUAAGAAGUGUUUCUUGCGCUUUCUUGACAUUGUAGCCAAAGGAUUUGUCUAACAGAGCUCCAUUUAUACUCUGAAUAUUUUUUUUUAUUAGCAAGGUAUCUUCCCACUAUUGAGCUGGAACAUGUAAAAUCUAUCUUUUUAGAUUUAUCCCAUUUUUACUU